Molecule: messenger RNA, 405 nt
Organism: Fonsecaea erecta
Lineage: Eukaryota; Fungi; Ascomycota; Eurotiomycetes; Chaetothyriales; Herpotrichiellaceae
Exons: 2
Coding region: 1-405 (134 amino acids)
Source: RefSeq, a predicted model, not a curated record
AUGGCUUCUGCUCUGAUCAAUCCUCCCAACCUGCCGCCGAAGCCCAACUUCUCAUACGUCCAGAGCACUCCAAUCUCACCAACCGCAUCACUGAUCACCGUCGCGGGCCAGAUCGGCGUCGAUCCUCAAACCAACAUCGCUCCUUCAACGUUUGCUGAGCAAGUCCACGUUGCUCUGCAGAAUCUGGGAAUUUGUCUCGCUGCGGCAGGUGCCACGCCAGCGGAUAUUGUAAAGGUCCAGCACUACGUGGUCAAUCUGGAUCCGAAGGAUACUUCGAGGGGGGAGGCUUGGCUCAACUUCAUAGGUGAUCACCGACCACCGUCCACUCUUUUGGGUGUAGCAGCGCUGGCAACCCCUGCUCUGUUGUACGAGGUGGAAGCGAUGGCCAUUAUUCAACGAAAGUGA